AUUCAGUGACUGGCGAAUGAACAUAGAGGAGGCGUUAAGACCCAGUGGUGAGAAAGCAAUCAGAUGCAACAGACACACGGCUUCUUACGGUUUCUCCGGGCUGAGGGAGGAGAAGCUUGCGCUCUGUGUUCAUCGUCCUUUCCUGCCCACCAUUUAGGACAGACGAUGGCUGUGGAUGAGGUGCGGAUAGUUCGACCCUUUAAGUUGAUCGCUCUGAUCUGUGUCUUCGUGGCUCUGAGUUUGGACGUGGUAUCUUUGCUGAGUCCAGCCUGGGUCACUGCUGAGCGCUCUUCGCUUUCUCUCUGGGAUUACUGCAAACAAACCACGGCUGGAUGGUACUGUGAGUCCGUUCUCCAGACAGACUGGCAGGUUGCUACACUGGUGUUGCUGCUUGCUGGAGGAUCUAUUACUCUAAUUGCAUUCCUCUUUGCUGUGAUCUUACUGUGCAAGGGUGCUCACAAACGUUGCUACAGGUCAAUUGCUGUUAUGCUGUUCAUUUCAGUUGUAUUGCAGGUUUGCGCCCUGGUUUUGUACCCAAUCAAAUUCAUUGAUGCAAACACACUGAGGACAUACCAUGAGUUCAACUGGGGUUAUGGUAUUGCCUGGGGUGGUACCAUCUUUAUGCUUGGAGCAGCCAUACUUUACUGCCUGAACACCGACAACUAUGAGGAAGAGUAUUAUUAGACACUUUUCUCUGCACCAACACAUUUUAUUAAGCUUAAAACUAUUAGAUGUAAUGGCAGAAUGAAGAUUUGCCACUCAAAUAUCACAGUUUUUAAAAAUAAAAUGAAUUUUGGGAGAAAGAUUUAGCAGGAUCAUAAUGAAGAGCUGGUACUCCAUGACAGAACUCGUUGGUGAGCGCAGUGUUUUGGACUUACUUGAGAUCCAAGCAAGAAAGAAUGGUUUCUAGUGCAAAGAAUGACUCACAACAGUCUUGUGCAAUCUUUACACGUAAUUCACUUUUUAGUUUUUUUAAUUCCAAGAUAAAUCAUUGGCCUUUCUUGUGCGAGCGCUGCACCCUACUGAAGCAGUGUACCAGCAAUGGAGUGCUUGCUAUUGUUGUUGUACUAUUUUGUUUUGGAAGGUGAUGAUUUACUUUUACUGUAUUUCUUCUUUUUACCUUUUUUUUUGUAUCUGGUAAGGUUAUUAAUACCUUGUAAGCUAUUGAGUCUUCUGUACACUUUGAAUUCAAGCAGCUGCAAAUUCAGCACAAACAUAUGUGCUGUACAUUUAUUGUAACCCUUUUUAGUACUGUAGAACGUGUUAUUGUUCCAAGAACAACAUGAACCCCAUGGUUCUGAACAUUUCCAAGACUGAAGCAUUCAAAGUUAAGUUUGACUGGUGUUCUUGGGAUGUAUGUGUGAAUUUUGAAUACAACAAAACUCAUUCAACACUCAA
Rhincodon typus (whale shark) is the source of this 1398-nucleotide messenger RNA. Its product is annotated as transmembrane protein 47. The record is from RefSeq and is a predicted model, not a curated record. Bases 64 to 684 code for a protein of 206 amino acids. Gene Ontology annotation, cellular component: cell-cell junction. Lineage: Eukaryota; Metazoa; Chordata; Chondrichthyes; Orectolobiformes; Rhincodontidae. Gene Ontology annotation, biological process: cell-cell adhesion. The transcript has 3 exons.